Molecule: messenger RNA, 1152 nt
Organism: Pelagomonas calceolata
Lineage: Eukaryota; Pelagophyceae; Pelagomonadales; Pelagomonadaceae
Source: the annotation of a GenBank genome assembly
GACACUAGGAAUCUCGCGCCAGCACAACAGUGGUUUUUGGGCAAUCGCGACGUCAAUUUUAGCCGUUUCACGCCGUGAACGCUCCAAGUGGACCUUCAGUGCCAUAGCUCCGCAGCCCUGCCAGCAAACCGGACGUCUAGCGGCCCCCACAUCGCACAGACAGCGCAGCUGCCAAACGCAUUACGCCAGUCGGCGCGACACGGCAGGAUGGUCGUCGCCCCGCCCUCGCAAGCGUUGGACGCGCCAAACCUAUUAGCAGCGGCGACGAUGGUCGGCUUCCUCUACGUCGUCAAAAUCGUUUCACAAAUCGAGCGGCAGCAGACGGCCUGGAGCCCCUUCUGGCGCGACACCGCUGACGGAAGGGAGCCCAUCUAUCGGAGGAUGGUCGUGUUUGGUUCUUUAAUAGCGCUGGGCAUGGAAGCGCUGCAACACAUCGUCGAGCAGGGCGUCAAUUUUCAUUUCCGGAGGAAAAAAGAGUCGAAGCCAUUACCGCACAACCCGAACCAGCACCUGGACGAACUUGCGACGAUCGAUAAGGUCUUUAUCGGGUGCAACAAGCUGUUAACUGUCUUCUUCGUCUACCACCUGACGCAAGCUUCAUUGUUAUUCCAGCACGUCAAGUGGGGUCUCGACGAGUUCACCUUCAUGAACACGAUCGGUGCUUUGAUAUUGUUCUUCUUCAUCUACGACUUUGGGUACGCGACGUUCCACUGGAUUCUGCACUGGCCCUCGUUAUACCGAUUGGUCCACAUGCACCAUCAUAGACAGAUUUCACCAACAAGGGGAAAUUAUGAUGCCAUCAACGUGCACCCCUUCGAGUUUUUAGUUGGAGAGUACAACCACUUGUUUGUGGUCUGGCUCGUGCCGUGCCACGCCGCUACCAUACUCACGUUCCUGAUCUGCGGUGGUGUACUAGCAUCACUGAACCACACGCGCCUGGACCUCCAGAUCCCGGGCUUCUACGACGUGCGGAACCACGACGUGCACCACCGCUGGCCGCGGUCGAACUACGGCCAGUACACGAUGUUCUGGGACCGCGUCUUCGGCUGGUACCGCGACUACGCGCCACCCCAUUUACCGAAGAAGCCGUCGUCCAACCAACUGGCGGCCGAAGCGAGCAAGGCCAAGGUGCCGUAAUAUCUACUUUGUGUA